CGGGGGAGGGGGGCUAUUAAUAAAUUAUUUUUAGUUAGAUGGGGAUAUUCAGCUUCUGCAUUAUAGUUAUAAAGAUGGCAAUCCGCUACAACCACCAGAUUUACUUCAUAGAAAGGAGAUAACUGAAUUGAAAGGACAUGGCACAAUCGUUUGUUUUGAAGCUCAUGUACCGACUGCUGAAGAAAUGGAGGGUCGCCAAUUUGAUUUUCGAGUAAUUUUGAUUCACGACCCUCAAAAGGCGAAUAAGCGAGGUAUGAUACUUAACAAAUAUAUUUAUUUUUAAAUAUCACUUAUUUGAUCAGAUUUCAACAUUUUAAUGGAGCUUAAGUUCAAAUUUGAUCCUGAGGAAUUUAUAAUUGGAAAAGACCGAAUAGAAUACACAAAAGGAAAAAAACACUCAUAUUUAAGGAUGCAAAGUUACGGGGGCGAGGAACUUUUAAGAGAGGAUUACAUUUCAAAUCCAAUUAGAUCUGGUAUGUCUGUAGUUGUGUUAAUACAAGCAACAGAUAAACACUACAUAACUAGAAUUAACGAUAGUGAUGACAUCCUCUAUCCAAUUAUACUUUUUCCUCCUUGGGCAAUAAAUCGUGUUGAGGCAUGUUUUUUUAAAAUUUUAUUAUUACAAACUUUUGUCUUUUCAUAAACAUUCGGAUAAAUUCAUAUAAUUCACUUAUCGAUAGUUAAUGAUGUGCAUUGAAGUUACUUUAGUUUAAAAGUCCCACUGAACGGCAGUUUAGUUUGAUUAUACUAUUCACCAACUUAAAGAUACCUACAAAUUGGAUGUAUCUUAUAUUUAAGAUACCACUUCUAUUAUAAUGAUAGGUUAAGCACAAAAUAUAUUCAGGUCUAGCAUUAAAACUAGAGUUGGACAAGACGAGACCGAUAC
Messenger RNA from Meloidogyne enterolobii, 886 nucleotides. The record is from the annotation of a GenBank genome assembly. Lineage: Eukaryota; Metazoa; Nematoda; Chromadorea; Rhabditida; Meloidogynidae.